AUGAAACAACUUCAUAAACAAAGUAGUGGGAAUUCAAAUAAGAGAGACGAAGAAAUGCCCCUGUCACAAAAUUCAUCAUAUUCACCCAAAACACAAAAAUACAAUAGAUCUUUUCCUAGAUCCAUACAUUACCUCUUUAGGGAGCAAAGAUUGUUGUUUAUCUUAGUGGGUAUUUUAAUUGGUUCUACUUUCUUCAUUCUUCAACCCAUUUUAUCUGGAAUUGGUCCACAAGAUUCAAACUUCCCUAAAUCUAGUAGAUUUGGGGAAAAUGAUGUUGUUGCAUAUGACAGGCUUCAGAGUAAUUGGGUUGGUGGGAAAGUUGGAAGAAUACCAGCUGGGAUUGGAAGGCGGCGAAUGCGGAUUGUGGUUACUGGCGGUGCUGGAUUUGUCGGUAGUCAUUUGGUAGAUAAGCUAAUUGCAAGAGGAGAUGAUGUUAUUGUGAUUGAUAAUUUUUUUACAGGAAGGAAAGAAAAUGUGGUUCAUCAUUUUAAGAACCCUCGUUUUGAAUUAAUCCGUCAUGAUGUUGUUGAACCGAUUCUUCUUGAAGUAGAUCAGAUUUAUCACUUGGCUUGUCCUGCUUCUCCUGUUCAUUACAAAUAUAAUCCUGUCAAGACAAUCAUAUCCUCUCUUUUUUUCUGUUUGAUUGAUGAACUAUAA
This is a messenger RNA of Amaranthus tricolor (Joseph's coat), 657 nucleotides long. Its product is annotated as UDP-glucuronic acid decarboxylase 1-like. NCBI's taxonomy places the organism in Eukaryota, Viridiplantae, Streptophyta, Magnoliopsida, Caryophyllales, Amaranthaceae. Gene Ontology annotation, biological process: D-xylose metabolic process. Bases 1 to 657 code for a protein of 218 amino acids. The transcript has a single exon. Gene Ontology annotation, cellular component: cytoplasm. The record is from RefSeq and is a predicted model, not a curated record. Gene Ontology annotation, molecular function: UDP-glucuronate decarboxylase activity; NAD+ binding.